CAAGCGGGUUUUGUUGAACUUCGGCUGCAAAGCAUACGUCGACUGAACUUCAUGAAUAUUAAUUAGAUUGCACUGCUAGACUCGGAAGGUUUCUACGCAGGCCGAGUAUGUUCUAAUUAAUAUUCAUGAGCUGUGUUUUCGCCGUAGUAGGCUUCGUCGGAACCGAGCACAGCUCUCCAGUUGCAGUUAUGGCGGAGCCUUCAUCGCGGCGAGAUGAUGAUGAGUGGGAUGAUUUCAACGAAUUCAAGAGCGGAACGGGGCGGAAGAUUCAUCUGGAGCGGGCUCGUGUGAACGCAGAAGAGAUGUCGCUGCUGCUGGAUGGGGUUUCUGUCACCGAGCACGCGUUUGAGACGAGCCCUUACACACAGGACAUCAUCACACACUUCGACGAGAAGUUACAAUUAUGCUUCCAAAAUGUAAACCCUAAACCGGACGCAAUAAAUCCAGUUUUGCCGAUAAAUGAGGAUACGAGCCUCAGAUGCGAUGAGAUCUGGAAGGCUCUCACAGAUAACUACGGCAGUGUCAUGCCGGUGGACUGGAGUCAGUCUAAAGCUCGCUCGCUUCACCUCUCAGCGCUGAGCAUUGAGGACAGACCGCGGAUGGAGAGUGUGAACCUGGACCUGUCUGAUGAUGAGGACCUGAGGGAGCAGAUGGACACACACUCCAUCAUCGUGUCCUGCAUCAGCGAGGAACCGCUGCUCACUGCUGAACAGGUGAUUGAGGAGCUAGAGGAGCUGAUGCAGGACUCCCCAGAGCUGGAAUCAGAGCGGAUGGCUCCACACUCAGAUCUCUCGCUCGUCUCUCACAGCAGCCGGACGGACGAGGAGCGUGAGUACGUCCCUCUGGGGCUCAGCUGUGGGGCUGUGGAGGCGUGUCUGACUCUGAGGUGUGCUCUCUGUGCAGGAGUGAGGCUGAUGUCUGCGCUGGAGCUGAACGUCCAGCUGGAGGACGUGGAGACGGCCAUACGCAGGUAUUCAGAGGAGCUCAUCCAGCAGCUGGCCGUCAGAGAUGAGCUGGAGUUUGAGAAGGAGGUGAAGAACAGCUUCAUCUCGGUACUCAUAGACGUACAGAACCGGCAGAAGCUCCACAGAGAGAUGCUGAGAAAGAAGAGGAAAGUGAAAAACACGUCUGGAUCAGAGAGACUGCCGUCUUCUCGCUUCAGCGUGGAGGGAAUCUCUUCUGCCAUUCAGAAUGGCUUUCGUCACACUUUUGGCAAUGUGGGUGGGGAGAAACAGUACGUAACAACAGUCAUCCCUUACGAGAGAAAAGACGGACCGCCGUCACUCCCAGACCUUCAGAUCUUCACCAAAAUUUUAGAAGCCAUGAGAGAUGACAACGAGAAAGUCCCAAGCCUCCUCACAGACUACAUCCUCAAAGGUAGCAACAGGAACAAAACAGUCAGAAUUGCGAGAUGAUAUCUGUGUGUUUUUAAGCUUAUUUAUGGUGCUUUCUUUUGCACAUUUUGAUUCAAAUUUAGAGAUCUGACAGAUUACAAUUCUGCUGCCUCCUGUUUGCUCUGUUUAUUUCUGAAUGACACACCACGCUGGUAAUGAAUAGUGAUCGUGUGUACCGUUUGCACACUUAAUUGACGCCCUAAGUAAUCAUCAUGAGAAGUGCCCUUAAUGUAGAAUUGUUAUUUUGCUCUGCUCACAUUUAAGCUGUUCACUGUCUGCAUGGCGUCUUCUCUUCUGUUGCUGUGAGGUUUGUAAGAGAUGUCGUUACUGAGUAAUGAUGAGCAUGUAGAUCACACUGUGUCUGUGUUUGCUGUAUAAUGUGUCGACCUGCCGUGGCAAUAGCAACAGAUAGCCUUCACUGCUGAGUGACUGAGACUACGUCCACACGAACCAGAGCUUUCCCUAUCCGAUCUUUUUUAUUCCCUCCUCUCAAGAAAUAUCUGUGUCCACACGAAACCACAAAACUGACACAAAACAAUAUAGUAUACAAGCCAGACCAGCAGGUGGCGCU
This is a messenger RNA of Carassius carassius (crucian carp), 1965 nucleotides long. It is a transcript of the gene fez2a, whose product is annotated as fasciculation and elongation protein zeta 2a. Gene Ontology annotation, cellular component: cytoplasm; axon. The coding region runs from base 126 to 1415 and encodes 429 amino acids. The transcript is spliced from 7 exons. The record is from RefSeq and is a predicted model, not a curated record. Lineage: Eukaryota; Metazoa; Chordata; Actinopteri; Cypriniformes; Cyprinidae.